Messenger RNA from Botrytis fragariae, 315 nucleotides. RefSeq names its product putative 50s ribosomal protein 27 protein. Gene Ontology annotation, biological process: translation. Gene Ontology annotation, molecular function: structural constituent of ribosome. The record is from RefSeq and is a predicted model, not a curated record. Lineage: Eukaryota; Fungi; Ascomycota; Leotiomycetes; Helotiales; Sclerotiniaceae. The transcript has 2 exons. Gene Ontology annotation, cellular component: mitochondrial large ribosomal subunit. The coding region runs from base 1 to 315 and encodes 104 amino acids.
AUGCAGCCCACACAAUGCCUAAUGAAACGGGUAGCCAGACAUGCCCUGAGUACGAAGAAAGCAAAUAAGGGGUUCUACAAGGGUACUGGAAGUGGUUCAACAGGUCGACAUACACAACAUGGAGGGUACAUAAUCGAGUGGGAUAAAGUCAGGACAUACGUUGUGCCGCCAAAUCUUAAGGAGUGUAAACUCACACCAUUCGUCACAAAAAAGAUAUUGCCGCCGAGAGGAAGAUUCGAAAAUGAUCCCAAAGGUGCUUUCAGUGGAGAAGCAUACCUGCGGAAGUGGAAGGAUAUUUCGGAUGGAAUGACAUAA